Messenger RNA from Aspergillus pseudotamarii, 687 nucleotides. RefSeq lists its product as uncharacterized. The record is from RefSeq and is a predicted model, not a curated record. Lineage: Eukaryota; Fungi; Ascomycota; Eurotiomycetes; Eurotiales; Aspergillaceae. Bases 1 to 687 code for a protein of 228 amino acids. The transcript has a single exon.
AUGGAAGCUCUUCUGCCACAAUCCAUAUACUACAAGCUAAAGCCAUUCUUCUCUAUUGGUCUUCCUCCCACCAACACAAUGAUCCGCACCAGCAUCAUUAAAGCCUUUUCUCUGAGUGGUAUCCUGUUUGCCGCCACCGGAGACUGUGGCCAGAUCCUUAACGCUGUCUGGUCUUCUUCAACUUUCUCGACCAUCGGUGGUCGCGGCGGCAAUCACCACGGCUACUCGGAUGGGUUUGCCCUGUUUAAGGAGGAUGGCGGACAGGUUUUCUCCGAUCCAACUCCCGGCGGCGGUACUCCAUGCACAUGGGCCCCUGGCACGACCUUCUACCUCACCGGCGGAUGUUUUCCUGAGGGGGUCCAGUUCAGUUUUAACUGCGUGGCCGAUUUCGCGGGAAUGCCAGAAAGCUGCGCGGUCUUGGAUGUGUAUGGUAAUGAACUCUCCAGCGCAGAUGGCAAUUCAAACUUCAACUUUAUUGGUAUUUCUAUCUCUCAGGAUGGAUACUGUGGUACCUCUUGGGAACUGCCCGAGGGCGCGGACUGUCAGCCAGGCGUCACUGGAAUCAAGGCUACUCUAAACCCUCAACCCGUGAGGGGGGAUCCUGCCGAGUAUGAUCCUAUUGGGGGAAUACCCCGGGAGGAACGAAGCUAUGCUACGGAAACAGAGGGAAAGAUGGCCCAACCCUAA